UCAACAAGUUCUUUGCAACUUCCGAACACUCUGAGUGCCAACCGUCGACCAGCCGUCCGCCGUUGUAAGCUGAAUCCGCUCCGCCAAGCACCAAAUUGUUCGCACCUUCACAAAUUUAACCCAACAGUAAGUCUUAUGGCUCCUGCAGACUAGCGCGACGACGCGACACGCGAUGCGCGAUACGCGACGAAUCGCGAGAUUAGAAUUUUCUCUCUAUUCACACAGAUGCGAUGAUGUGCAAUAUAUGUUUUUACGCGACCAGCAAAAUACUAAUGAUGAAUAGUAAACAGCGAAAACGAUUUUUACUUUUAUUAUAUCUUUUACAAAAGAAAGAUAAAGAAAUUGAUACGAAUAUGAAGUUAUUUAUAGUUAUUUGGUGGAUUAGAUUAAAAAGAAUUAAUAUAAAUGAACGAAAACGUCGAUGGUGGGUUCGACCUAUCAGUCAAAAACGUAAUGAACAAAGUGAUGGCAAUCAUCUUAUUGAAGAAAUGAGACUUUAUGAUACAGAGGUUCAUUUCCAGUAUACUCGUCUUACUAUUGAAAGUUUUGAUAAUUUAUUACGUAUAGUGGGACCCAAAAUAGAAAAGAUAUCAACACAUUAUCGAGAACCUAUACCGGCACGUAGCAGGUUAUAUUUGACAUUGAGGUUUUUGGCUACUGGAGACAGUAUGUCUUCUAUUGCCUUUGCUUAUCGAAUAGGACACAGUACUGUUUCUAUGAUAAUAUCAGAGGUAUGCGAAAGCUUAUGGGAUAUUCUUCAAAACGAAUUAUUUCAAUCAUCUGAAUGUGGGUGGAAAAAAGUUGCGAAAGAAUUUGAAGAUUAUUGGAACUUUCCGCACUGUAUUGGUGCUUUAGACGGUAAACAUAUAAAUGUUAAGGCUCUACCACAUUCUGGUUCAGUUUUUUAUAACUAUAAAGGGAAUCACAGUAUUAAUUUAAUGGCAGUAGCAUCGGCACGAUACAAAUUUUUAAUGGUAGACAUUGGUGGAGAAGGUCGGCAUAGUGACGGAGGAAUUUUCAAAAAUUCUGUAAUAAAUUACAGAUUGCAACAUAAUCAAUUAUACGUACCUGCUCCAACUCCAAUUAUUACAGAAGGAAAAGCAAUGCCUUACAUGUUGGUUGCAGAUGAAGCUUUUCAACUAAACAAUUUUACAUUAAGACCAUAUCCAGGGAAAACAUUGACUAAUGAGCAAAGGAUUUUUAAUCAUCGAUUGAGUCGAGCACGAAGAGUAGUAGAAAAUACAUUCGGUAUUAUGGUGGCACGAUGGCGUAUUUUUUCAAAAAUAAUUAAUACAUCUUUGAAAACCAGUAAAAGUAUCGUGAAAGCUUGUGUGAUCUUGCAUAAUUAUUGUAUGGACAAAGUUGGAUAUUGUAGUAAAGGUUUUGCUGAUGAAUUUCAUUAUAAUGGACAACUUAUCCCUGGUGAAUGGAGAACUAUGAUACAAAAUUCUGGUAUAGCAUCAUUACGAAAUGAUAGCAGUAAUACUCAUUCCCGUUUUGCAGCUGCUAUAAGGGAAGAUUUUAAAAAUUACUUUUUAGAUGAAGGAGCAGUUCUGUGGCAAUGGAACUUAGUGGGUGACACUCUUUUGGACACAGCACGAUUGGACACCAACCAAUCAUCUUGACUUAUCUAACUAAAUCAACGGAAAAACUCUAGGCAUCGGCCGCUGUGAGUGGUUAGGUCCAAUCGUGCGGUGUCCAAUCGUGCGCACCCCGAACUUAGUCCACGGAUGGUAGUCCACGGAGUGUAAAUAUACUUUGAAAUAAGUUAGAUUACGUUUUAUAUCAAAUGUAUGUAAAUGUGUGUAUAAAAAAUAUAAUAUAAUUUAGUAA
Messenger RNA from Solenopsis invicta (red fire ant), 1833 nucleotides. Its product is annotated as protein ALP1-like. The transcript has 4 exons. NCBI's taxonomy places the organism in Eukaryota, Metazoa, Arthropoda, Insecta, Hymenoptera, Formicidae. Bases 231 to 1625 code for a protein of 464 amino acids. The record is from RefSeq and is a predicted model, not a curated record.